CGGGUAACAGGCGGGGCCAUUAACCCAUUGAAAAAAUGGAGGAUGGUCGAGAAAAGUCUCUUCUCGAAGAGAUGCGAAGUUUCCGUCGUUCCUUUAGUCAUCUCUUCGUGAUCGCAUGGUGUUUGGAUUUCUUCAUCUUAUACGCCAACAGUCUCCAUGAGGAUGUACGAGGAAAUUCCACGGAAGUCGAGAUCUCUCCGAGAAUGCUAUCGCGACAAAAGAGAUACCUGAUCUUUCCCGAAGGUAGCAACUUACAGUUAGUAUACUGCCUGACUAUCGGAGCGUAUGGCAGAAACGAUGAUUUGGUGAUGGGUCUGACAGCAGCGUUGGCUUGGGAACUUCCGAGUAAAGUCGACUCCAAGAUAUCGGAUUUACUUCACCGUAGAAGCCGAAGUGUCAUGUUCCCGAAGGUUGAAGCUUUCUUGCAGUCCACUGGUAUCGACGGAAGAUCCUGUGUAAUGAAGGCCCUGUGUGAAGCUGGUCAGAGGCAUCCAUCUCAAAUCGGCAAAGGAACCUUUGUUCAAGAGCUCCUGCAUGCCAUUUUUACAUUACCAAGAGACGGCGGGAGAUUCGAAUGUUCGGAGGAUCGACCUUAUGAGAGAGCAUAUCAGAACGGUGGAAACUGCGAGAAACUUUAUCCAACGUGCCGAUACUCCAUUUACAGUGUGGAUCUUUGAGAUCGAAGGAGGCGAGGCGAAAGCUUCGUUCGCGCGAGAAGAACGUAAGAAACGUGUGCGAUGCUCGUAGGAAAAGCUCAUACGAAAACCUCGCGCUCGACCGCUCCUCGAAUCCGAUGGAAAACUUUCUACCAACUAGAGAUGUUACUGAAGUUUUUCUGGCUGCAGUCCAAUCGACUCGUUGAUGGGAAAAGGAUAAUGCUUUGCCUUCCGUCAAAAUCAUUCUGACUUUCAUUGUCGAC
This is a messenger RNA of Vespa mandarinia (Asian giant hornet), 919 nucleotides long. RefSeq lists its product as uncharacterized. The record is from RefSeq and is a predicted model, not a curated record. Lineage: Eukaryota; Metazoa; Arthropoda; Insecta; Hymenoptera; Vespidae.